AUGUUAAAGCUCUUCUUCAUGUCUUUUUUUUACUCCGCUUUGAACCACAUACCUCCGACUCUGUGGGCAGUGCUUCAUGUGAUAGGGGAUAUCUUAAAAUUCUGGACCAAGAGGCUGAUGAACUACCUGCGACCAAAGUCGCGGACAUUGUACCAUCAUGCAAUCACCGAGCUUGACCAGUGUGAAACUUAUGCAGACUGGUAUGAGAAGGCUGCAAUCGUAGACGAAAUUACAGGUGCGGAUUUGUGGAGGCGCAACUUCUUCUCGCAGCGAUACGAUGUGACAUCGGUACUAGAGGAGUACGCGGUGCUAGACCAGGCACUCGACGAGGCGGAUGCCCAAACAAUUGUUCACAGGUUUAGCACAACGGGACCUUCGAUGUUGCGAAACUUUGCCGGCAUCGUUGACAAGAGGCUGUUCACGAAAUCCCUGAUUGGCACAAAAUUGCUAAUCGAGCAGUACCUUGACAAAGUCCUCGAAUGUCUGCAAUUUCUAUGUGAUCAACCUUCUGUUGCAAGAACUUCGUUUUUCCAGCGGUGUAAACUAUCGCUUGGCACUACUGCUUUCAUUUUGCAAGGUGGUUCGCUGUUCGGUUUGUUUCACCUCGGAGUUAUGAAAGGGUUACUUGACCAGAAACUGUUACCAAAUAUUAUAAGUGGAAGCUCGAUGGGGGCAUGUAUCGCAAGCAUGUGCACUGUACUCACGAAUGAAGAGCUGUCACAACUGCUUCAUGGGGACAAUCUACUGCAAGAAAUCAAGAAGGACAUUGAACUGCUUAAGCAAUGCGGAUACGGAAAUAUCGAUCAAGAUCUUAACCUAGGGUCACUACUGCAAAAUGUUGUUCAUAGGGGAUAUUCCAAGGACGUUUAUUUAUUUAUAAAAUUCGUGGAAAAGGCAAUUAUAAAGGAUAUGACUUUUGAAGAAGCAUUUCAGAGAACGGGAAAAAUUUUGAAUAUUGUUGUUCAUCCUACCGAUAGGAAUAUAUGCCCAUCUUUGCUUAACUAUGUUACUACACCUAAUGUUCUUGUAUCCUCUGCUAUUGAUUGCAGUCUAGGCUCCGAGGUCAUAUCAAGUGGGACAAGACUACUGUGCAAGAACUUGAAAAAUGAAAUUGUUGAUUAUAUUCCCGCAACAAGAGUUUCGCACUUUCUUUUUCUGACACCUCAAAAUGCAACAGAGACUGGAUUGAUAGAAAGUCCUUAUACGCGAUUAACGGAGCUUUUCAACGUGAACAACUUUAUCGUAUCUUUAGCUAGGCCUUAUCUUGCUCCUCUGGUGAUGAAUGACCUUAAGCAUGAAAUCAAAACUUCAAAGUAUUACUAUUACAAACAUUACCCUACUACGGACAUGAGCAAUUUUACUCCACUUCAACUAUCAAAUAUGAAUGAGGUUGAGCCCCUUGGGUUCAAAUUUAGAUAUCAUCUCGAGCGCAAACUUAAGCACAUAAUAACAAUGGAGUUUCGGCAUCGCGUUGAAGUUUUGGACAACCUAGGAUUGUUAAGUCAUUGGAUAAAACGAUUAGCAAUAGAUGAAAAGACCCCAAGGUCCGCGACAGAAGUUACCAUAGCCCCGAACCUAAAAAGUUUAUCAUUGAGUAGGAUCAUCGAAGGUCAACUUGAUAACAUACCAUAUUGGGUAAAAUGUGGUGAACAAAGUUGCUGGCCAGUUUUAGCUCUAAUAAAGACACGUUGUGCCGUGGAAUUCGGACUAGAUGAGAUAAUCAAAUCCAAAAAAGCCUACUAA
Molecule: messenger RNA, 1743 nt
Organism: Lachancea fermentati
Lineage: Eukaryota; Fungi; Ascomycota; Saccharomycetes; Saccharomycetales; Saccharomycetaceae
Source: the annotation of a GenBank genome assembly